Messenger RNA from Bacillus rossius redtenbacheri, 2327 nucleotides. RefSeq lists its product as uncharacterized. The transcript has 3 exons. The record is from RefSeq and is a predicted model, not a curated record. Bases 1124 to 1423 code for a protein of 99 amino acids. NCBI's taxonomy places the organism in Eukaryota, Metazoa, Arthropoda, Insecta, Phasmatodea, Bacillidae.
UUAAUUUUGCUGUGAACAGUGAUAAUAGUGUUACACGAGCAGAAUGUUAUUUUACGUCUUUUUUAGUUGCGGCCCUGCAUGAUCACUACACGACAGCGCUAAAUUAUGUUCAAUUAAAUUAAAUCUGCAACCUAUAAUUUGUUGAAAUUUUGAAGCAGAGACCAUGUAACAUAUGUACCUACAGGUAUGUCACUUAAAUUUAAAGAUUCUCAUUUGUUGUUUUUUGUAUCUAACCUGUAUUUAUGGGCCUGAAAGUUUUUAUCGAGGACCUCAUGAUUUUUUAAAUUUGAAUGUUGGCAGGUCUGCACGUGUCAGGAGAAGGUGAAGGUUUGGUGUUAUAAUACAUGGUUGUGCACAAAUAGGCUUAGGUCAGUGGGAUUUCCCACAAGGUUCUUCAGCGACCACACUGACUGACAACUGAAUGUUCUUUUCAAAUAUACAAAAUAAUUAUUAGUGCACAAUUAGCUCAUGUGAUGCUACAUGAAUCUGUGUUUGUGUGGUAUAUUAAAACCCAAUAGGUAUUCAGCUAUCAAAGUCUGAAUGUUAGCUGAAUCACCUGUUAAAAAUUUUGGUCCAAAAAUGUGCCUACUUGAUUUUUUUAGAUCAAGUCGGCUGUACUCAUCUGUUUCCUUUCCUUAUGUCCUCUAACCUUUUGAUGGCACUCCUCGGUGAUCCACCCUCCAUUUCUCAUGACGUGACUCUGCUUCAUGGGAUUGUGUGCUGUAUGUGUCUUCUCAAAAAGACCAGCUCACUAGACGACAUCGUAAGGCAUUCUGUCGACUGCUGUGUCUCAUGGGGAGUCUGAUCAGGUGUUCCAUCUCUCCCGGUCGAGACGGAGAGAGUGGCCGGCCGUGCGUGGGGGGGGUCCUGACGGCUGCGUCCCUGCUGUGGCGUGCCGGUCACAUCUGCAGGUCGCUGUGCCAGGAAUGCGUGAUCGCGGCAAACGUCGGCGGAGGAAAGUGUUGGCGGGCCUCCCCGAAGUUUCUUUGCCAUGGUGACCUUGUUUCUCUGUGCUGCUCUCUGCGUCCAAACAGUGCCGUCGUAUAAAAGUGGCUGAUUGGCCUUGACUGAAAUUCAGAGUCACAGUGGGACAAGUGGGAAGUGCAUCAGGUGUCUCUCCAACAUGAGGACUUUACUGAUUGCAGUGAUUGUGUGCGCCAUGGUCAUUUUAACUUAUGCGCUGGAGUUCAAGCAACAGGAGCCAACUAGGAUCGUCACCCUGGCGGACGAGAACUCCACCAAGGGGGUGUGGAAGAAGAAAGUGCUGUGGAAGGCGCGCUGGGUGAAGGAGUGGAAGCAGGAGAAGGUGUGGAAAGCCAUGUGGAAGAAGGUCUGGGGGCCGGUGGAGAUACACGAGUGGUUCCCCAUCUCCAAGCCCCCGCAGAUCUGGAAGGAUUCCGACGGCAGCCUCAACGGGGUGUGAAGGCGAGCGCUGGUCGUCCUGACUUGUGUUCAUUGCUCAGCUGGGCUUCCAACUACCUACCUACAUACUACAUGGGUGAUUGCUCAGCAGUCAUGCCAUAAUAGUAUGUGAAUUUAUUUAUUAACUAUUUACAACUUCCAUGAACAGUGAAAUCUCAUUACAAAGUACUUCAUACGGAACGGUUUCCAAAUGUAAAAAUCUUGUUGGGACCUGAAAAUAUAUAUAUUUUAAAGUGAGAAUUCCUUUACAGUGAAGUACUUUAUAAUGAGUUUUCACUGUAGGAACAUCGGUUCACUGUUCAGUAAUUAGUAUUUAUUUAUUCUUAUCAGUAUUAAAAAUUAAUUUGUCAUUCACAACUAGACCUUAUGUGCAUAGUAAUGUUUGAGAUCAGUGUAAAAAACAUGUUUCCAUAACUAUAUAAAAAAAAUGUUCCACAUAUGUAUUUCAUAUAAUGUGAGUCAUAUCUUAUGUGUUUAACAAUUUAUUGAUACUUGAUUUGGACAUCAGUUCAUUUUGGCAUAUGCAUUACUUAUCAGUCAAUCUUUUAUAAAAAAAUAUCAUGAAUAAACGCAAAUGAAUGUGCAUCAUGAAAGGUAAGGAUGAGUUAAACACCAGUAUCUUUUGUACAACAUCUUUAAUGUAGAGGUUGUAAAACAGACAAGUUGUGCUUGCAUACUGCUCGCAAAUUCAUGUUUAAGUGUUUUGUUAGUAAGUCUUUGUGUCAGAAUUCAGAUGGAUUUAUAACUGUAAGCUAUCAUGCUUUGUUUCAUAACCAGCUUCCGUGCACCAAAAUAUUUGGUUGUGUCUGUCUGUAGUACUUAUAUUUAUGUAUUGUUUUGUGCUGUUAUUGUGUGUUGUAAGUUAAAUAUUGUGUGAAUAAAAUUUUUAGUUUUUUCUCUAAGAA